Diaporthe batatas is the source of this 660-nucleotide messenger RNA. RefSeq lists its product as uncharacterized. Bases 1 to 660 code for a protein of 219 amino acids. Gene Ontology annotation, cellular component: U2-type spliceosomal complex; post-mRNA release spliceosomal complex. The transcript has a single exon. Lineage: Eukaryota; Fungi; Ascomycota; Sordariomycetes; Diaporthales; Diaporthaceae. The record is from RefSeq and is a predicted model, not a curated record.
AUGUCAGCACCUCACACCACGCUCAGCGCCGCGGCAGACGAUCGCAAAGCGCGCCUUGCAAAACUCAAGUCCCUAAAGCGCAAGCAACCCGAGGACGAGAUUGCACCGCCCGAGUCAGAUCGCAUAGCGUCCCCAGCGCCGCAGGCCGCUGAGGCCCUUGGCGUAGAUGCAGAGAGCGACAAAGACGAAGAUGUCUCGAGAAAAUACCUGUCCGGGCGCAACUACGAUGCAGAGACCAAGGGACCCAAGCUGGGGUUCGAGGCGCCGCCGACGCUAGGGCCCGAGGACCAGACGCUUGAGGAACAGGCGGCUGAGCUCGAGGCCGAGGUGCGAAGGAAGGCGGCCGAGGACGCCGCGGACGACCGCGGCAUUGACCUCUUCAAGUUGCAGCCCAAGAAGCCCAACUGGGACCUGAAGAGAGAGCUGGACAAGAAGCUGGAGAUCCUGAACGUCAGGACCGACAACGCCAUCGCGAGGCUCGUAAGGGAGAGGCUUCAAGAGAAGAAGGUCGAGGCGCAAAACAAGGAUGGGAGGCUUGCAGAUGGAGAGGCCGUCGCUGCUGGUCUCGAGGGUGGAGAGCUGGAGGAGAUCGUGAGGUUGAGGGAGAAAGAGGAAGAGGCCGAGGAGCAGAGAGAACGAAAGGCCAUCGAGGCGGAAUGA